AUGCAGGCGAUACGCCAUCACCCACCAGGCGGCACAGAAAAGCUCAAAUUCGGCCGGGAAGACAUACCAGAUAUCAAAGAUGACGAAGUUCUUGUGAAAGUCCACGCCGCUAGCGUCAUCUGGAUGGAGCUCUACUGGGACAUCUACAAGAAGGAAGAUGGUACAUAUAAAGCCCCUAUCCUUGGGGAGGACUACUCAGGCACUAUUGCGAAGGUUGGACCUAAGGUACCCCCGCAUAGCGGCCUGACAAUCGGCUCCGAAGUAAUGGUCUUCAUGAGCAAGGCAUUCCCUACCGACAGAAGCAUUGAUGGUGGCAUGGCUGGCUAUGCCAAAGCCCACUUCUCUAAGAUGGUCCGUUCGCCUCGAAGUCUAAGCCUCACCGAUGCUGCGUCGGUGCCACUUUCCGCUCUCACCGCGUGGCAGGGCCUGUUCGACCAUGCAAAGCUUGCCGCUGGACAGACCGUGUUAAUUCCGGGAGCGGCCGGUCCGACAGCAAUCUGGGCUGUGCAGCUCGCCAAGAUGGUUGGGGCUCGCGUUAUUGGCACGGCAUCGUCUAAGCAGAGUUUCGAGCUCCUCGAAUCGUUCGGGGUGGACAAGGUCCUGAACUACAAGGAAGUGGAGCUGGAUUCAAUUCUUGAGAAUGUCGACGUGGUAUUCGACACCGUUGGCGGCGAUACUGCGAAGAAGGCUCGGAAGGUGCUAAAGAAAGAUGGCGUGCUGCUUUAUCUUGUGGACCCAUCAGGCCUUGAUCUGAACAAAGAGCCUGGGCCCAGGGUGGACUUCUUCAUUGUUGACAUGAAUGCGGAGCAGCUAGGCAAGAUUGGAAGUUUGAUCGACCAGGGGAAGCUCAGACCGGUCGUUGACUCUGUCUUUGAGUUCAACGAUGUGGUAAAGGCAUUCAAAAAGGGCGAAACAGGUCACGCUCAUGGCAAGAUUUUGCUCAGAGGGCCUCAUGUAUGA
This is a messenger RNA of Purpureocillium lilacinum, 960 nucleotides long. RefSeq names its product reticulon-4-interacting protein 1, mitochondrial. Lineage: Eukaryota; Fungi; Ascomycota; Sordariomycetes; Hypocreales; Ophiocordycipitaceae. Gene Ontology annotation, molecular function: oxidoreductase activity. The record is from RefSeq and is a predicted model, not a curated record.